This is a messenger RNA of Haliotis rufescens (red abalone), 2904 nucleotides long. Its product is annotated as receptor-type tyrosine-protein phosphatase gamma-like. The transcript is spliced from 9 exons. Lineage: Eukaryota; Metazoa; Mollusca; Gastropoda; Lepetellida; Haliotidae. The coding region runs from base 16 to 876 and encodes 286 amino acids. Gene Ontology annotation, molecular function: protein tyrosine phosphatase activity. Gene Ontology annotation, biological process: protein dephosphorylation. The record is from RefSeq and is a predicted model, not a curated record.
CAGCAGCGGAGAAAUAUGAUACAGACCAAGGAGCAGUACGCAUGCGUGUACACGACUCUACAUGAGGCACUGAUGAUGGGUGACACGACCUUGACCUCACCCGAAUUCAGGACACAAAGACGAGCAAAGAAGGUGUUCAAGAUGGGGACGGCGACAGUGUCUCAGAUGAUGAAGCAAGUUAAAGUCAGCAUCGAAGAACUUAAAUCUGCUGGGCGCAUCAAAGGUCAGGUUUGGGUGAACGGACGGACAGACAUCCUAGCUGUGAUGAUGCCUUCCCACCUGUCAGCGAAUGGCUACCUGUUAACUGAGGCCCCCUCCGUCACCACAGCUUCUCUGUUUUGGAAACUCACAGAGGAACAGGAGUCUUCCACUGUCCUUGUCCUGCCAGACUCACAUCAGCGUCUGGACAGCUUCAUGCCACUUCCAGGAGACAGCCUGGACUUGAGUACUGUGAUCGUGGGUUGUUCUACUGAGACCUCCCUCAACUCUGACAUCAUCCUCAGGAAAGUCGACAGACAGAUGGAGGGCAGUGCCUCUUCCCAGCUGGUACAUGUGUAUCUCCUGAAGACCUUCCGGAAAGAUGAUAAUUCCAGUCUGUUUGACCUCCUGGACCAAGUUGACCGCAAAAUAGAGGGAAAUAACUCUCAGCCAAUAACAGUUAUAUUCAGUGAAAAUGAACGACGAUCAGCCACGUUGUUCUGCAUCCUGAGUAACAUCGUGCAGGGCAUGAAGCACGACAACGAGGUGGAGAUCUACAACAACAUCCGAAAGUUGGGACAUUUGUGUGACAAUGAUCUCUCGCAGGCUGACGUCUCCCUGUGUUAUGACCUGGCCUCUGCCUAUCUGGAGACACAGAGUGUUUACGCCAACAUGUGAUGGCAACCCGCACUGUCCACACUGAACCUGUCGAUCAAUGCUAUUAGUCUCUGCCUAUCUGGAGACAUAUAAUGUUACGCCAACAUCUCAUGAGAGACAACCUCUACUACCAACGUAUGACACACGUACCCACACUGAAUCUGUCCAUCAAUAUUACUGACCCUGUCCCUACCUAUCUGGAGACACAGAAUGCAUAUGAAACAAAUCAGUUCUCCUGACACAAUAUUUUUACAAUAUACCCUUCCAUCAUUAUAGCUGACUUGUCAGGAUCGACACAUAAGGACAUCUUGUAACCAUCUCCUUUAAAGAGAAUGAAGUCAUCAACACAAAAUAGAAUGAAAUGAAAUGCAAUGUCACACAUUACAGCCCUUAACUUUGUGAUCGUAUAAUGUUCUGUUCACCUUUAAUGCAUGAAGAAACAUUACCGUCCAUCUGGUAUAUCUCCUAUAUCACUCUCAUUAUUUUGAUUAUGUUAUGACAAAUGCAAUGAACAGUGGUUAUGAAAAAUGAGUUAUAUUCAUAGGUACAUUUAAAAAGCAUGCACUAAGUAGGCGCUAUUAAUAGCAAAAUUGGUUAAGAAUAUUACAAUGUUAUGUUGUUACUAUCAUUUUGAAUGACUGUAUACCAUGUCUCAUCUUUAACUUUGUAACAUUCUUCAUUUGAACAUAGAUACAGCUUAUAUUCUCACUGUAAUGUUAGGUUUGAUAUUUAAAUGCCAAGGAUUUUGAUUUGACAGAAACAUUUCAGCACUGAAGUGACCCCACUGUACUUGCGUAUCUAUAAACUACGACGCUCCUUUUCACAGAGUAUUUUUACAACCAUCAAGCUUAUACAGACCAUGUACUUUUGUGGCAGUGCCAAAUCCAUAUGGUCAAAGUCAACAUUUUGCAUCCGUGAUCUUGUUGAGCACAAAAUCAGUGAAUAUAUUUAUAUUUCGAUGUUGAUUGUAUACUGCAUUUUUGUUAUUGUUUUAUUUGAUAUAUUUUUGUUGCAUUUUACUUAAUUUUUGUAAAUUUAUUCUUUGGCUUCUUGUCCAUAUAUACGAAGUGAAACGUCUGUGAAACAAAAAUUUAGAACAACGUGGACAUUGAAAAUGCCUCCAAUGGACCAACUAUCAAUCGAAAAGAACACUCUUGCUGUGAUAUCUUUGUACAUAUUAUGAUUAUUAAUGUAUAAUGAAUAACAUCAGUUCGGGACUGGGUGGAGAGGCUCGCUGACUUGAUUGAUUCAUGACAUCUUAUUCGAUCACUGGAUUGUCUGGUCCAGAUUCGAUUAUUUAUAGACCGUUGUCAUAUAACUGGAAUACUGCUGAGCGCGGCGUUAAACAUUAAACAAAACAAAACAUCAGUUAUGACAUGUGGCACGUACGCACGUAUGUGCAAAGUCUUUCUCUUCAAUUAAUUCAAGCAUUUCAGAAACUCUCACCAGUCUUCAUCUUGAUAUUUAGUAUGCCAACAUUCUCUUCGCUUCUUAUGGCUUCUGUUCGUUAGUUGAAGCUGCUUCAACACAACACCUUUGAGAAACUGACAAACAGGUGCAGUGCCCUGAUGUCCUGUCAUCUCCCCAUGAAGGGAGCUUGUCGUGUGGACCUUGCUCCCAAUGAGUGCGUCAUAUCCCCAAGAAGGGAGCCUGUCGCGUGGACCUUGCUCACAAUGAGUGCGUCAUCUCCCCAUGAAGGGAGCUUGUCGUGUGGACCUUUCUCCCAACGAGUGCGUCAUAUCCCCAAGAAGGGAGCCUGUCGCGUGGACCUUGCUCAUAAUGAGUGCGUCAUCUCCCCAUGAAGGGAGCUUGUCGUGUGGACCUUUCUCCCAACGAGUGCGUCAUAUCCCCAAGAAGGGAGCUUGUCGCGUGGACCUUGCUCACAAUGAGUGCGUCAUCUCCCCAUGGAGGGAGCCUGUCGUGUGAAACUUGCUCAUAAUGAGUGCGUCAUAUCCCCAAGAAGGGAGCUUGUCGCGUGGACCUUGCUCACAAUGAGUGCGUCAUCUCCCCAUGGAGGGAGCCUGUCGUGCUGACCUUGCUCACAAUGAG